UAACUAGCAACUAGCAACUAGCAAGUGCUCUUCUCAAAAAAGCAAAAACAUAAAGAAAUGGCUGUCACUUUCUCUCUCCUGCCCGCCCUGCCCGGCUGCCAACUUCCACACUUGCAGCCUGCCCGGCCGGCCCGUUGUUGAAAAACUCUCUCUUUCACAUGCAGUCUUCCACUGCCUCUCUCUUCCACCACCUACAGCCCCUUUGGACUGAUUUUCAUAACUGGGUUUGUGUUUGUGUUUGUUUUUUUUUUAACUGAAUUAUCUAUGUACUUGUGUUGAUCCUUUUGUUGUGAUUCAAAACAGCGAUGUUGUUGUUCUUUUAGUUUUGUUGAUCAUGAUCAUGAUGAUGGGAUUCUAGAGUCUUCAAUUAUUGGAAGUGAGGUUGCUUCAAGUGUUUUUUUUUAUUGUAUUUUUUUUCUUCUUUUUUUUUAUCCUAAAGUCUGAAACUUGUGGGAAUUUUGAACAUGAAAAGUUCUUUGUAAGAGUUUUGUGGAAGAUGGGGUUUAGGAAUAAUGCAAUUCAGGCUGGGAGUUUGGAUGUGGGAAAGUCAAAGGGAAGGAUGCAAAAGGAUGGUGCUGAGAAGGAAAUUGGGUGCUGUGUUAAAUUCUGUUUCAUUGGGGGCUGUAUACCUUCAAGAUCAAAGGUGGAUAACUCCAUAAGUGGCACUAGUGCUAACAGUGUGGAAAAAACAUCUGCAUCUGAGAAAAGCAAGAAGGAAACAAAUGCUCCUCCAGGGUCCUCUACAACAACCAGUAAUGCAGAAAGUGUCCCUUCGACUCCAAAAUUCAGUGAGGAGUUGAAGGUUUCUUCUCGUUUGAGAAAAUUUACAUUCAAUGAGCUUAAGUUGGCCACUAGGAAUUUCAGACCGGAGAGUCUUCUUGGCGAGGGAGGGUUUGGUUGUGUGUUCAAGGGUUGGAUUGAGGAAAAUGGAACUGCACCUGUGAAACCUGGCACUGGGCUUACUGUUGCAGUCAAGACCCUUAACCAUGAUGGACUGCAGGGUCACAAAGAGUGGCUUGCAGAGUUAGACAUUCUCGGUGACCUUGUCCAUCCAAAUCUGGUCAAAUUGGUUGGUUUCUGUAUUGAAGAUGACCAAAGAUUAUUGGUUUAUGAAUGUAUGCCCCGUGGAAGUUUGGAGAACCACCUCUUCAGAAAAGGGUCGUUGCCUCUUCCUUGGUCUAUCAGAAUGAAAAUUGCACUUGGUGCUGCAAAAGGUCUUGCUUUUCUCCAUGAAGAAGCUCAAAGACCUGUAAUCUAUCGUGAUUUUAAGACGUCUAAUAUUCUAUUAGAUGCGGAAUACAAUGCCAAGCUCUCUGAUUUUGGACUCGCCAAAGAUGGUCCUGAAGGGGAAAAGACACACAUAUCUACCAGAGUCAUGGGAACAUAUGGUUAUGCUGCUCCUGAGUAUGUCAUGACUGGACAUUUGACAUCAAAAAGUGAUGUCUAUAGUUUUGGAGUAGUGCUACUUGAAAUGCUCACUGGCCGGCGAUCUAUCGAUAAGAAUAGACCAAACGGGGAACACAAUCUUGUGGAGUGGGCAAGGCCUGUACUUGGGGACCGGAGGAUGUUAUUACGGAUAAUUGAUCCUCGCCUUGAAGGUCACUUCUCUGUUAAAGGGUCACAGAAGGCUGCGCAGCUUGCUGCUCAAUGCCUUAACCGUGAUCCAAAAUCCAGACCUAUGAUGAGUGAAGUUGUUCAAGCUCUGAAGCCUUUGCAAAACCUUAAAGAUAUGGCUAUCUCAUCUUACCACUUCCAGGUUGCGCGAGUAGAUCGUACUAUGUCCAUGCCUAAAAAUGGUAUGCAAGCACAGUUAGCAUCUUUAUCAAGGAAGGGUCAACCAGUGAGGAUCUUGUCAAGUCCAAAAGGUCCUCAUGGUUCUCCAUAUCAUCACUAUAUCAAGUCACCGAAACCUAAUGGAUAAGAAUCAUGUUUCUCUCUUUGAUUUGCUUCUCUAUUCAUUCAGUUCCCUCACAACUUAGGCUAUCAACAGAACAGAAACUGUUUGUGUUUUGAAAAUUGCUCUGAAACAUGAGGAAUUACUAGAGUUUUCUGACCUUAUCUCAUCUCAAAUAAGGUUGGGGGGACCAUGAGACAGUUCACUGGAUUUUAAAGUUUAGCGGGGACCAAGUUGACCAAACUUGAAUAGAAAACUAGAACACAGUUUUCACAUGUGGAAUUUGUUACUGUGGAGUUGCUAUACUUUUUCUACCAUUUCACAAGCUUUCUUCUUCCUUUCAGAAUGUACUUUUGUAAAGAAAAUAGUUGGUGGUGUUAACUCAUGUUAUUCAUAGAUAUUUUUACAUACUCAUCUGUCAAUGUACUUUUCAGUUAAUACCUGUCAAUGUAAUUAAAUGUUGUACGAGAAACAUGCUAGAGUUUGGAAUUUGAGAGACUUCAAAAGUUCUGGAUAUUUUUACUAA
Molecule: messenger RNA, 2420 nt
Organism: Glycine soja
Lineage: Eukaryota; Viridiplantae; Streptophyta; Magnoliopsida; Fabales; Fabaceae
Product: probable serine/threonine-protein kinase PIX7
Exons: 6
Coding region: 497-1921 (474 amino acids)
Biological process (GO): protein phosphorylation
Molecular function (GO): ATP binding; protein kinase activity
Source: RefSeq, a predicted model, not a curated record